This is a messenger RNA of Hypomesus transpacificus, 7260 nucleotides long. It is a transcript of the gene col4a5, whose product is annotated as collagen, type IV, alpha 5 (Alport syndrome). Lineage: Eukaryota; Metazoa; Chordata; Actinopteri; Osmeriformes; Osmeridae. Gene Ontology annotation, cellular component: collagen trimer. The record is from RefSeq and is a predicted model, not a curated record. The transcript is spliced from 51 exons. The coding region runs from base 195 to 5267 and encodes 1690 amino acids. Gene Ontology annotation, molecular function: extracellular matrix structural constituent.
GAAAAAGUUUGUCUGAGCAAACAGAAGGGAACGGUCCUAGUACUGGACGGCUUGGAGCCCUCACAAGAAUCUGUCUGUAACUUUCUAGAAAACUCCCCAAACAGUACUAGAUAAGUUAGCAGAAGAAUAUGACAAUACUUCUGAGUGUUUUCAGUUGAUUUUGUCGUUGCUAAGCCAGCGGAAUCUUUAAAAAAAUGAAUAAGAACUUGAAGAAUCUGCGGAGCCUCGCGGCGGGGUUGGUGGUCAUAGCACUGUGCGUCGCGGUACAGGAGUCAGAGUCAGCGGCAUGUCAUGGCUGUGCGUCUGGGUCCAAGUGUGACUGCAGCGGAGUGAAAGGAGGAAAGGGCGAGAGGGGUUACCCAGGCCUCCAGGGCCAGCCAGGUGUGCCCGGGUUCCCAGGGCCCGAGGGCCCCGGUGGGUCCAGAGGAGAGAAGGGCUAUGAUGGACCAGGAGGUCCAACUGGUCCAAAAGGAAUCAGAGGACCACCUGGUCUACCUGGAUUCCCAGGAACACCCGGAAUUCCAGGCCUCCCAGGACAAGACGGGGCUCCUGGGCCGAGGGGGACCGCAGGCUGCAACGGCACCAAGGGUGAGCGAGGAUUCCCAGGAACAUCAGGCUACCCUGGAACAGAAGGCCGACCUGGUCCUCCCGGUUUGCCAGGCCAAAAGGGUGACCCAGGUGACGUGAUUUCGUCAGACCGUUUCGGCCAGAAAGGAUCGCUGGGCCUCCCUGGCUUGCCUGGAGUCCCUGGCAACCCCGGCCCCCCUGGAUUGAGCGGCCCUCUCGGUCCACCUGGUCCCAGAGGAAAUGAUGGUCACCACGGCCCUCCUGGCCCUCAAGGACCUAAGGGAAACAUGGGCCUGAAUUUCCAGGGACCCAAAGGAGAGAAGGGGGAGACUGGACUGAGGGGUCCUCCCGGGCCUCCAGGUCAGGUUGGGGAGCAGACAGGACCUAUCGAGUCUGAGAUCCAGAGAGGAGACAAGGGUGACAUCGGGUUGCCCGGCCCUACUGGUGACGUUGGGCCUCCAGGACCGCCUGGCCCCUCAGGUGGGCAGAAGGGAGAGAAGGGAGAGCAAGGAGAAGCUGGAAAACGAGGCAAACCAGGAAAAGAUGGAGACCCUGGUCCUUCUGGGUUCCCCGGUAGUAAAGGAGAAUCAGGAGGUCCAGGCCUCCCGGGUCGUGAUGGAGAGAGAGGGGACAAAGGAGAUCGGGGAUUCCCGGGACCUCCCGGGGUGGUGUUGGGAGGACAAACGUCUAAUCGGGUGGGACCUAAAGGGGAGCCUGGAUUCUCUGGGUCGCCGGGCAGAAAAGGGGACAGAGGCCCUCCUGGUCUCUCAGGUCCUUCCGGACAACCAGGACAGCCAGGUAUAGGAUCUGUAGGCCAGCCCGGCCAGCCAGGGUUCCCAGGAGACAGAGGCCAGAAGGGAGAGGAAGGCCAGCCGGGCAUCGGCCUCCCUGGACCCCCAGGACGGAUUGGCUCCCCUGGGCUGCAGGGUUCUCCGGGGGCCCCUGGACCUCCAGGGAUCUCCAGCGGUGGGGGGACCUGCAUUGGGGGAGCCCCCGGCCGGCCUGGUGUGCAGGGAGACCGAGGUUUCCAGGGGGAAACUGGACAGAAAGGUGAUAAGGGUGACACCUGUGUGAACUGCUUCUCCAACGGCAGCCCCAUCCCCGGCCCCCAGGGCCCCCCCGGCCCCCCCGGGUUCCCAGGAAGCCCUGGAGGACCGGGAGCUAAAGGUGAAAGAGGAUACUCAGGAGGCCCAGGGCUUGUCGGACCUGUUGGUCCUCCAGGCCAGCAGGGGGCGCCAGGUUACCCAGGAGAGAAGGGAGACCCUGGGGACGCCAUCGUGGCUGACGGAGUGAGAGGUGACAAAGGUGACACGGGCUUCCCUGGAUCUCCCGGUUUACCGGGUCUGGACGGCCGCCCCGGUAGAGACGGGGUACCGGGAGCACCGGGACUCAAAGGAGCGUCCGGUUCCCAGCAGGUGAAGGGAGAGCGAGGACCGUCAGGGGAGUCCGGUCUCCCGGGGGGUCCAGGCGACAGAGGACCUUCAGGGAACCCAGGCUUCGGCCCCCAGGGCCCCUCGGGAGAGAAGGGCGUGCAGGGCGUGUCCGGCCGUCCAGGGACUACCGGAGCACCAGGAUCUAAAGGGGAGCCGGGUCAGACAGUGGCAGAGAAGGGCUUCCCAGGACCUUCUGGACAGAACGGAGACCCCGGUUUACCAGGCAGCCCAGGUAACCCUGGACAGCCCGGACAGCCUGGUUUCCCUGGGUUACCAGGAGCCAAAGGAGACCCAGGUCUCUCUGGCAUUGGAUUACCAGGACUCCCCGGUGCUAAAGGUUUCCCAGGCAUGCCUGGCCAGCCGGGCAGCCAAGGCGGGCCAGGCAGACCUGGGGUAGACGGCCUCCCUGGUCAGCCUGGCUUCCCUGGGUCCAAGGGAGAGCCUGGCUUUGGUUCACCAGGUCCCCAGGGCCCUCCUGGGUUCCCAGGGGGUAAAGGAUUCGCCGGGCCCAAAGGAGAUUCUGGGUUCCCUGGCAGCCCAGGGCAACCUGGACGGUCUGGUUUAGACGGCGGACCCGGAGCCAAAGGUGACUCUGGUAUCCCUGGAGGCCCCGGAGCUCGUGGCCCCCCCGGCUCCCCCUCGUUCGGCUCCCAGGGCCUCCCCGGCCCCGCUGGCCCCCCCGGCCCUAGUGGGUCCCCCGGGUUCCCCGGUGGGCCAGGAGCGAAGGGAGACCCUGGCUCCCCUGGCCUGGACAUCCCAGGGUUGCCGGGAGACAGAGGUUCUCCUGGGUUCCCCGGUUCCCCCGGCACGGUGGGUGCUCCUGGAGGACCUGGAGGACCAGGACGUGACGGCCUACCGGGACUGCCCGGUGCCAAGGGAGACAUGGGUGUGAUGGGUUCCCCUGGCCCCUCUGCAGGACCAGGAAGUCCUGGGGCACCUGGCUUCCCUGGACCUAAAGGUGAUGACGGUUUCCCAGGGCGACCAGGUGGGCCCGGAGGCCCUGGCGGGAAGGGAGACAGGGGGGAUUCCGGCCUCCCGGGUGCCCCCGGGCCCGCAGCCCCCCCCUCCGUGGGUUCUAAGGGUUCUAAGGGAGAACCAGGAGCACCAGGGUUCAGUGGAGUGCCAGGCCAGAAGGGGAUCUCUGGUCUCCCUGGUGAACCAGGUAUCCCCGGGCAAGACGGACGUCCAGGUAGUUCAGGACCAUCAGGUCUUAAAGGAGACGCGGGUAUCCCUGGGGGCCCUGGCUCCCCUGGAGGCCCAGGGUUGAAGGGAGCCAUGGGGGAGAUGGGCUUCCCAGGCCCCUCUGGGUUGAAGGGAGCUCCGGGUCAGCCCGGGCGCUCGGGGUCUCCAGGGGGGCCUGGAGCCCCUGGGUUCCCUGGGGCCAAGGGAGACCCCGGCCUGUCUGGAGCAGGGUUCCCUGGAGCAUCUGGACUGAAGGGUGAACCCGGCCAACCAGGAUAUCCAGGGACUCCCGGACAGAAAGGAAAUCCAGGUGGUCCGGGCCUCCCAGGGCUUCCAGGCGGUCCGGGCUCCAAGGGCGACCCAGGCCUGCCAGGAUUCCAAGGUUCUCCCGGUAUUGCCGGUCCGAAAGGUCUGGACGGUGUCCCCGGUAACCCCGGUUCCAGCGGAUCAUCCGGCCGACCGGGAGAGUCAGGUCGUCCCGGUUCACCUGGUUACCCCGGCGACAAGGGCCAAGCAGGUCGGGACGGGAUCCCCGGUCCGGCUGGAAUCAAAGGAGACCCAGGUCUGCCAGGCUUCGGUGGUCCUGGAACACCCGGUGUCCCAGGGAUACCAGGAGCGAAGGGAGAUGUGGGCCUCCCUGGUCUCCCAGGCAGCCCUGGCUUCCCCGGUACCAAAGGAGAAGCAGGGUUCCCCGGCCUCCCCGGUUCCUCUGGCAGUAUUGGGCCCCCGGGCCCUCAAGGGCUGUCCCUCCAGGGGCCCAAAGGGAACCCAGGCCCCUCUGGCUCCCCAGGGCGUGCAGGUCCCUCAGGUCCUCCAGGUCCCCCAGGUCCGGAGGGGCCCCGUGGGCCUGGUGGUAGCGGAGGUGUCAAGGGGGAGAAGGGCAUCCCUGGGGCCUCCGGACAGCCCGGUUUCCCAGGACAGAAGGGAGAUUUGGGAAGCCCCGGGUUCUCGGGUCCUUCUGGUAUUCCUGGUCCCAGCGGUCUGAAGGGAGACGUUGGUCUUCCUGGCGUCCCCGGAUUCCCAGGGCCAAAGGGGGAGUCCGGCACGCCUGGAUCGUCCGGUGCCCCUGGAGACCGCGGAGACGCCGGAAAUCCUGGUCUGCCAGGAGACUCGGGGGUCGCUCCAGCCCCCAUCGUGGUGAAGGGGGAGAGGGGCCCCCCAGGCAUCCAGGGCCAGCCUGGAGAGAGAGGUCUCCCUGGAGGCCCCGGACGGGAGGGACUUAAUGGCCAGCCAGGUAACCCAGGGGACCUGGGCCCCGAUGGUCCCCCAGGAUUCAGUGGAGGCCCUGGACGCAAGGGUGACACCGGGCCAGCCGGACAGCCAGGUCAGCGAGGGUACCCCGGCCCCCGGGGUUCAGACGGCCUCCAGGGGCCCCCCGGCUCCCCUGGAGGGGCCUCCAUCGCCCACGGCUUUCUGAUCACCCGGCACAGCCAGGCCCAGGACGUGCCCUUCUGCCCAGAUGGCACCUCGCUGAUAUACGACGGUUACUCCCUCCUCUACGUCCAGGGCAACGAGAGAGCCCACGGCCAGGAUCUGGGCACUGCUGGCAGCUGUCUGCGCAGGUUCAGCACCAUGCCCUUCAUGUUCUGCAACAUCAACAACGUGUGCAACUUCGCCUCCCGCAACGACUACUCCUAUUGGCUGUCCACCCCUCAGCCCAUGCCAAUGAGCAUGGCCCCCAUCACAGGAGAGGGUAUCAAGCCCUUCAUCAGCAGAUGUGCAGUGUGUGAGGCUCCUGCCAUGGUGAUUGCAGUGCACAGCCAGACCAUCCAGAUCCCCUCCUGUCCAGUCAGCUGGGAGCCCCUGUGGAUAGGAUACUCCUUCAUGAUGCACACCAGUGCGGGUGCGGAGGGAUCCGGCCAGGCCCUGGCCUCCCCGGGCUCCUGCCUGGAGGAGUUCCGCAGCGCCCCCUUCAUCGAGUGCCACGGCAGGGGAACCUGCAACUACUUUGGCAACUCCUACAGCUUCUGGCUCGCUACCGUGGACUCCACUGACAUGUUCAGGAAGCCCCAGUCUGAGACUCUGAAGGCUGGUAACCUGCGUACGCGUGUCAGCCGCUGCGUCGUGUGCAUGAAGAGGACGUAACGGGCAAGGCUCCGGAAAAAGCAGCCAUUGCCGGGGACGACCGUCGACGAGCUGAGGGCGGGGGGAGGGGGGGGGGGGGUGGGCUCAGAGCCGGCCGCGGAGACGAUGAUGAUGGGAAGCGGAGGGGGGGGGGGAUCGACUCUGUGGCAACAAGGUGGAAUUCCAAUGGUGCGUCAUGCUGAAACGACUUAAUAACGGUGCUACUGUUGUACACAGCGAUGGGGGGAAAAAACUGCGACGAAAAUUGUACGAUAUCUGUUCUAGUCUUUCUUUUAUUUCGUAAAAGAAGUACCUCAAAACAGCCUUUGAAAAUGAGCUACUAUAAAGGUGCCAUGACGGAUGUGUUACAACAAACGUGCAUUUUAUUUUUCACUUUAAUUUGCAUUUUAUUUUUCUAAGAAUUGUCUUUUUUUUUUUCUUUUUUUUCUUUUUUUUCUUUUUUUUUAUGUCAGAUGUGGUACUGUGGUACUGUGGUACUGUAGUACUGUGGUACUGUCAGUUCAGACAGAUGUGGUACUGUGGUACUGUGGUACUGUCAGUUCAGACAGAUGUGGUACUGUGGUACUGUGGUACUGUCAGUUCAGACAGAUGUGGUACUGUGGUACUGUGGUACUGUCAGUUCAGACAUAUGUGGUACUGUGGUACUGUGGUACUGUCAGUUCAGACAGAUGUGGUACUUUCUAGACAGACUUUCUCUUUCUUUCUUACGUUCUUCUUCCCUUACCUUUAAUUUUUUUUCUUGUCGUUUAACUAAGGAGUGGGACAACCUCACAGUGGGACAACCUCCACAGUAACCAAAUCGGCACUUUGACCUCUGCUCACACAAAAGAAGUUAUGCACUGAUAUACUUUCUCAAUAAGACACAAGUACUGCCUUCUUUUAUAGGUUUUUAGCAUAAAAAACAUGUUCUACUUUUUUUCUUUUCUUUCUUUCCAUCAUUUUUCCCCAUUUGUGUCCAUUAGGGGUAUUAACUUUGCUCCCUCCCUGUCUGCUAACUGUACGCGCUCUCUCUUGUCUUUGUAAGUAGGUAUGUGUAUAUUGUGUAAACACCGUUAUAGUGGGCAAAACGGACUAAAACAGUAACUAGAUUAUAUAAAACAGUUUUCCUGCUUUCUCUUCUUGCGUUCAAUCUUUCAAACAUACAUUGAUUCACUCGUUCAUUCACUCACACAUGCAUUGAUUCACUCGUUCAUUCACUCACACAUGCAUUGAUUCACUUGUUCAUUCACUCACACGCACUCACUCACAGGUAUUGUACAAAGUAAGGCUUUUUAUGAAACAGUAUUUUAUAUAUAUAUAAAUAUAUAUAUAUUGAAAUAAAUUGACAAAAAAAAAGAGAAAGGUUUAUGAACUUUAUUUGGCUGGCGUUGGUCGUUCUUGUUCACUCCAGAAACAUUUCAAAAUAUUCCCACCCAAUUAAAUAAACACUAAAACAACCAAACUACCGAUUUAUUUUUUGUAACAGAUUUUCUCUCUUGAAAGCCUCAACACUGUUAUGGUUACAAUCGUUAUGAUUACAAUCGUGCUAAUGAUGACUCAGAUGUCCGCUCUUUCAUUUUAGGUAGAACUUAAAUUGUCAUUUGAGGUCAACUUUUUGUUUUUCAUUAGAGAUUGAAAAAAUCUGAGAUUCCUAUCCAGAAUAUGUAUAUUGUUGAUCUGGAUUCUUUUUUUUAUUUUUUAUUUUUAAUGAUAAAACCUAAUCUGGAUUCAAUCUUAAUCUGGACUCUGUGGUUAAUGUGUGUUUCCACUUGUCUCCAGGGGCAGGCAAGUUACCGUGGUAACCUAAGGUGAUGUCAGCUGUUAGUUGUCGGGGGUGACAAUACAUUUCCUGUGAUUAAAAUCUUCCAAUCUUUUUUAUUUUAUUUUAUGUUCAUUCUGGGGUGUGCGACAAAUGUUUAUUAAUUUCAAUAUUUGUUUUCGUUUUUUUUCCCGUGUAUGUUAUCCAGAAGUUGUUAUAAACUUUUAAGAAUGAAAUAAACACAAUGUCCAAUGA